Messenger RNA from Rattus rattus (black rat), 1780 nucleotides. It is a transcript of the gene C5H11orf96, whose product is annotated as chromosome 5 C11orf96 homolog. The transcript has a single exon. The record is from RefSeq and is a predicted model, not a curated record. Bases 462 to 1190 code for a protein of 242 amino acids. Lineage: Eukaryota; Metazoa; Chordata; Mammalia; Rodentia; Muridae.
GUGUGUGUGUAGUGUACGGCGUCUGGGGAAGGGGUGGCAGGGUUUCAGAAGCCCGCCCAUUUCUCGGAGCUCAGCCAUCGGGAGCUGGGCGCCCUGGCUGCGGAGACUGGCAGGAGAGCCAGCAGCUGUCCUGUGGCCAGCGCGCCUGAAGAGGUACCAGGGCAUAAGAGCCUGUGCCUCUGGAAUGAUUGGAGCUGGGAGGCGGGGGAAGCGAUCUGAAACCUCGUGGCCGCUUGGGUCUAUGCAGAGUUGGACCUGGGGUUAUCCUAGAACCAACAACAGUGGCGGCUCGGUUCUGUGGGUCCGGGAGCAGCGGGUGCUCUUGCUGGAUAGACCGCGGCGGGCGGGGCUCGCCUUCCGGAGCGUGGCUGGCGGGCGGUGCCGGGGAAGGGGCCGUUACUUUCCCAGAGUGGCGGGGAGGGCGACGUCAGGCGGAAGGGCGCGGGGCGCGCACGCUUUAAAUGGCAUUCGCUGUCAUCCGAGCUUGCAGCCGUGUGGGCAGAGGCGGGCUAUAUAAGCGGCUGGGCGGGCUGCCGCGGGGCACACGGCGACAGAGACAGCGGCGGCAGGGAGCCUCUCUGAGCACCACCGAGCAGCGCAGCUUAGCCCCGCGUCCCCCGACGGGCCCGCCCGCCCGCUAUCCCUCUCCAGCAGUGCCGGCUCGGGCCAGCGAGGCCCGCCGCCACCCCGCAGCAGAUUUGGAUCCCCUGCCCGGAGAGCCCCAGGCUGUCGCCUCCCGGGGGACCCCGGAGCCGCGGCCGCCCCCGGAGAGCCCGGGCGCCCAGCCGCCCCCCGGCCCCGCAGCCGCCGACGGCGCCAUGGCGGCCGCCAAGCCCGGCGAGCUCAUGGGCAUCUCUUCUAGCUACCAAGCGGUGAUGCCACACUUCGUGUGCCUGGCCGAUGAGUUCCCGCAGCCGGUGCGGCCCGCCAAGCUGCCCAAGGGCAAGGGCCGGCUGCGGCGACCGCGCCAGUCCCGCUUCAAGACGCAGCCGGUGACCUUCGACGAGAUCCAGGAGGUGGAGGAGGAGGGGGUGUCCCCGAUGGAGGAGGAAAAGGCCAAGAAGUCGUUCCUGCAGAGCUUGGAGUGCCUGCGCCGCAGCACGCAGAGCCUGUCGCUGCAGAGGGAGCCGCUCGGUAGCUGCAAACUGAGGAACAGCCUGGACUCCAGCGACUCCGACUCGGCCCUGUGAGGCGGUAGCCUACUUGGGGACUUGCUCCGCCGCCAAGCGCCGAGCAACAGCGGAAGCAUCCGGAGGGGACCCGCGUCCCAGGCGGCCACGACUACCCGGGAUGAGCUCCCCUCCCUCGCUGGGACUGUAGCCCGGUUGCGGAUCCGCCGGGGCCCCGGAGCGCGUCCGGGGACGCCAGGGAGGGGAAGCCGCUUUCUUUGCCCUUGUAAAUGUUUAUUUUUUAACUCUUUCCCAGUACGAACUCUGCCGUGAGUGUGCGCGGGAGGCGGCCCGCGCUGAGUCGGCUCGCCCGGGGUCGCCGCUGCAAAGGCCUUUGGCUCGCAACUCCGAUUCUGCACACCGCUCCACUGUGCCCCACCCCCAGCGCACACCCGUUCACACUCACGCCGACACUCUCACUGAACACUUUUAUAAUUGUUGAGCUGACCGAGGGGACUUGGGGCGCUGCGCGGCUGCAGCUGCAGCCGAGGAUUGAUAUUUAUUUUUGCAUUGCAAUCGCUGAAGGCGUUUUAUUUAAUGGUCUUUUUACCUGGAUGUGGUCUGUGAGGCGUCCGAAUGGACACAAAUAAAGCCAAUAUAUUUACACUGUG